Messenger RNA from Aspergillus pseudonomiae, 1072 nucleotides. Its product is annotated as lytic polysaccharide monooxygenase auxiliary activity family 9 protein. Lineage: Eukaryota; Fungi; Ascomycota; Eurotiomycetes; Eurotiales; Aspergillaceae. The record is from RefSeq and is a predicted model, not a curated record. The transcript is spliced from 2 exons. Bases 194 to 946 code for a protein of 250 amino acids.
AAGAGGAGCCUGGCUGGACCUGGUAUGCAUGGAGAGCAUUAUAAAAAGGCAGUGAGACGUCAGGAACUGUCUAUUCGUUUCGUCUCCAGACACAUUCUCUUCCAUUCUUUCUUCUCGCCUUUGAUCGAGCAGGUCUUUCAGUCACUGGCCACGGAUUUGAUAUCCUUUAGUUCUAUUGAAUCAUCCCAUCACAAUGGCUAUGUCCAAGAUCGCGUCGCUUACUGGCCUUCUGGCCUCCGCCUCUCUCGUCGCCGGCCACGGUUAUCUAUCUGGAAUCGUCAUUGAUGGCCAAUAUUAUGGCGGCUACCUUGUAGACAAGUACGCCUACAUGGAAGAUGCCCCAGACACCAUCGGCUGGUCCACCUCUGCCACCGACCUCGGAUUUGUGGACGGCACUGGAUACGCGUCCCCCGAUAUCAUCUGUCAUAAGGACGGAGCGCCAGGUGCUUUGACUGCGGAAGUUGCUGCUGGUGGCGAAAUUGAACUGCAGUGGACCGAGUGGCCUGAGAGCCACCACGGCCCUGUCCUCAACUACCUCGCCCCCUGCGGUGGCGACUGCUCCGCAGUGGACAAGACCACCCUGGAGUUCUUCAAGAUUGAGGCUCAGGGUCUCAUUGACGGCAGCAGCCCUCCGGGCCAGUGGGCUUCGGAUGACUUGAUCAGUAACAACAACAGCUGGACCGUGACCAUCCCAACAUCCAUCCAAGAGGGCAACUAUGUCCUCCGCCACGAGAUCAUCGGCCUUCACUCUGGCGGUCAGAAGGAUGGUGCUCAGAACUACCCCCAGUGCAUCAAUAUCAAGGUCACUGGCGGCGGAGACGCCACACCGGCCGGUACCGCCGGUGAGGCCCUUUACAAGGAUACUGACCCUGGUAUCCUGUUCGACAUCUACAGUGACCUCAGCGGCGGUUACCCCAUCCCUGGCCCUGAGGUCUUCAGCGCCUAAAUUGGAGGGUUGAAUACGAUGUCCGCGGGCAGUUUUCAUGAGUAGUAACACCUCGUGGGGAACUACGUAGAGGCGGUUCCGUCUCUACUACCUGGCGAUCUAUUAGCAGUGGUCAUACAUUCUGUC